This is a messenger RNA of Coniophora puteana RWD-64-598 SS2, 2057 nucleotides long. RefSeq lists its product as uncharacterized. Lineage: Eukaryota; Fungi; Basidiomycota; Agaricomycetes; Boletales; Coniophoraceae. The transcript is spliced from 4 exons. The record is from RefSeq and is a predicted model, not a curated record. The coding region runs from base 1402 to 1983 and encodes 193 amino acids.
CUAUACCCAGGCUGGCCCCCAUCCCUACGCAUGCGUACUGGAUGGCCCAAAUAUCCAGGGUCUUCUUUCUCUCUUCAUGUUUCCUAUUUGCACAAUGGGGCCAUCAUUCCCCCAGUGCCUGACCACGGGCACAAGCUCUACGGACAUGUACUCUGUACAAGGUGCACUAGCCGUGAGCCAAAUCCCAAUGGCCAAGGUGCUGUCUCGCCCUCCACAACAAUGUUUUUAAACUUGCUUUGCACUUUCAUCAUGUGCUAAUCGAACUGGCGUGGUGGUCUUUUUGUGACCGCCUACGCCCGUGACCGGGCCACGCCGCCAGCGCACACGGCGCACGCAUCUACAACAAGCACAGUCGCAGUUUCAGCCACCUCAAUGCCAUUUCAAAAGUCCAUGCAUCGCGUUCGGCGGGUUCUUUGUCCCGCUGACGCCCAGCGUGCUCCUCGGUCAGCCUGCAGCGCCCUCCGAGUCGACGCCAGCAUCCACGACUCGCAGUGCGCGCGCCUCCCUCACAUUGGCUGCGCCUCACCCUCCGUAUUCCGCUGGUUUGGGCUCGGAUGACACGACACCGCGGCGCCGGCGCGCGUGGGCUCUCGUUCGGCACUUUCCCGACGGCGGCCAUACGACGCGUGCUCGCGGCCUUCUGCGUCUCGGUUGUGCGCCUCGGUCGUGCGCCUCCGCGCAUGGUGUCUCGUUAGGCGGGUUCCCAACGACAUCGCGGCGCCGGCGCGCGUGGUCUCCUGUUCGGCGUUUUCCCGACGGCGGCCAUACGACGCGUGCCAGUGUGGGCGACACGCUCGCGUCCGAACUCGGCAUCCUCUCCCUCCCCCUGAUCCUUAUCAUGACCCUCAAGCCCUGCGACGCCCAGAAUUCCAGUCCCUCGCCGUCAAGUCCAACUGCAGGCGGCCUCGCCCCUGUCGGCGAGAACGGAAUCAUUAGCAGGGCGGACCUCGUCGUCGCGCUUCUUCCCUGGCGGGUGGUUCUCGGAGGGCCACGCGUCGCUCGACAUCGCUAGUGAUGAGUUCACCAAGAUCGCGCCCGCAACGGCGCUACCGACCGCGGUGGAGCAGGGCGAGGAGAAGAAGUCGCGGUUCUGCACGAUCAUGUAAAGGCAGAACGCACGUCCCAACUUCAAGACCGACGAGCUCGGUUUUUUUUUUCGGCCUCCCUACCCGUGGCUGUGCGUCGAUGACGCUGCGCGUUCCCGGGAUGCCAUAUCAGCAUCGUCGCGUGGCGUCCGCGUCAAGCCCGCAGACGCAGACGCAGAGCUGAAACAGUCGCCGUUGUUGUGCCCCGACGCGCGCGGGCGCCUGCCGUGCGCAGCACGAGAGUGUGCCUGCGACGCUCGUGGUGCAGGGCGUGCUCGGCGAGUUUGUCAAGGACGCGCAGACAAACAAAGCUCCUAUGCUUGCCGCCCUGGAUUGCCCUCGGCUGGUGCGUGCGCUCCGGCCCCAAUCAGCCGCUAAAUCCCUCGGGCGAGCGGUGCUCGAGCAGCGCACGACACGACGGAGCUCGCUGCCUUCGCGCACGGCGCGACCGAGCAUUGCGAUGCCGCGCGAGGCGUGGUGUCCGCUCUCCCCGAGCAUCUCAGACGGGCUGAGCUGCACAGUCUUCUUCGCCACUCUCGGCCAACUCGCCUGCUCGCUGGGCGGCAUGCUCGCGUCCGAACUCGGCAUCCUCUCCUCCCUCCCUCUGGCCCCUAUCACAAACCUCAAGCCUGUGCCCUGGGGGACACGACGUCGCCACACCGGCGCGCGUCGCCUCUUGUUCGGCGCGUUCCCGACAAUGGCGAUACGACAAGCGCUUGUGGCGGUUCGCGUCUCGCUGGUGCAUGCCGUGUCGCACGCCGUCAACUCGAACAACCAGGGGUUUUAUAACCUUACCACAAUGCUUCUCAACCGUCGUCAUGGUCGCUGCCUCGUCUUCGCAGGUCCAGGGCGGUGUGCAAGUUGCUGCGCAGUAAUUGUGGUGUGGGGAGUGCUCUAGCUUAUUAUUCAUUUAUGCUGCGGAGGCGUGUAUGAUUUGCUGUAAUCUACGAGAAUAGAAUAUCUUGUCAUAAC